This is a messenger RNA of Rubroshorea leprosula, 2117 nucleotides long. The record is from the annotation of a GenBank genome assembly. Lineage: Eukaryota; Viridiplantae; Streptophyta; Magnoliopsida; Malvales; Dipterocarpaceae.
ACCUACCAUUGUAAACUUCAAAAAGGGAGGGAGGGAGAGAUCACAAUAGCCACUUAUCCUUCAGCACACAACUUCCUAUAUAAUGUCACUUCCAUGUCUGCAUAAAUUUUGUACUGGCAUUCCAUUUAGCAUAAGGAAAAGAGUGACCUAGUUACCGGCCUCAAAAUCCGUAGAGAAACAAAGGAAUUCAGUGGAGGGAUUCAAAUUAGCCUUUUGAGUCAUGGCAGUUUUCGCAUUUGAGAAGGGAAGAGUUAGUGGGAGAGAAGUGAGGAGAAAUAAACCUUGAGAGAUGUCGAGAAUGUGCCUUGAAAAUUAAUGCUUGAAGCGCUUGGACAAGAAUAAAGCCCCUCAAAAUUAGUUCAGUAUUAAAUAAGCCCUUCCCUUGUACUGCACAAUCAUUAAUUGAUCAAAAUUACAUAUCCUAACCAGAGAAUAUGGGAAAAUUAACAAUAUGCGUGGUUGAAGGGACUUAAAUGGCAUGAAAGUUACUCUAAGGGACGUAUUUGGGACGGAGGGUAGUGGAGGCUUGAUUAGAAAAUUAACAACUUAAUUAAGGGGACCAAUACUAGGAUUAUUCCUAUGAGGUUUUUAAUGCUCUUCUGUUUGAUGUUCUUCAAAUCCUUUUCAUUCUUAUAUCCAUCGCCUUACCGUAUACUGAUAUCUCUUCCUGCUUAUCUUUUGUUGAAUGUAUAUUUCAGUAGGACCCUUGUGCAUUAUUUUCAGUAUUUACCUUGGGACUUUAAACAUUUAAUUCGAGGACAAGUAUAUAUUUUUUACCAAUACUAUAAAGAUCCUGAUACCAUAUUUCUCGAAAUAACAGGUGGACUUAUUUUGGCAAGAGCUUUGCUAGGGCUAUCUAUCCUGAUUGCAGUUAUUGUGUACAAGGUCCGCAGGAGACAUUUGUCUGUAGAUGAUACAAUUGAAGAGUUCCUUCAAAAGCAUAACAACUUCUUGCCUGUUAAGUACUCCUAUUCUGAAAUAAAGAAAAUGACUAGAGGUUUCAAGGAUAAAUUAGGGGAAGGAGGUUAUGGUUCAGUUUUCAAAGGAAAACUUCGAAGUGGCAAUUUAGCGGCAAUAAAAUUAUUGGCCAAAUCAAAAGCUAAUGGCCAAGAUUUCAUCAAUGAAGUUGCCACCAUUGGAAGGGUUCAUCAUGUUAAUGUGGUGCGACUAAUCGGAUUUUGCGUGGAGGGAUCUAAACGAGCUCUUUUGUAUGAUUUCAUGCCAAAUGGAUCCUUGGAUAAACUCAUAUUUUCUGGUGAAAACAACACAUCUUUAACGUGUCAAAGAAUGUUUGAAAUUGCUCUUGGAGUGGCUAGGGGGAUUGAAUACUUACAUCGAGGAUGUGAAAUGCAAAUUCUACAUUUUGAUAUCAAGCCACAAAACAUCCUUUUGGAUGAGAACUUUAAUCCAAAAAUUUCAGAUUUUGGUCUUGCAAAAUUAUAUCCAAGAGAUGACAGUAUUGUAUCUCUUACUGCAGCAAGAGGUACUCUAGGAUACAUGGCUCCAGAAUUAUUCUACAAGAAUAUUGGAGGUAUCUCAUACAAAGCUGAUGUCUAUAGCUUUGGAAUGUUGUUGAUGGAAAUGGUGGGAAGGAGAAGGAAUUUAAAUGCAUUUGCUGACCAUUUAAGUCAGAUAUAUUUCCCAAAAUGGAUUUAUGAACGUUUUGAUCAAGGAGAGGAUAUAGAGUUGGGAGAUGUUACUGAUUUUGAAAAGAAUGUUGUAAGGAAGAUGGCCAUAGUUGCCUUGUGGUGCAUACAAAUGAAACCUGUCAUUCGUCCUUCCAUGACCAAAGUCUUGGAGAUGCUUGAAAGUGAAGUUGAACUCCUUGAAAUGCCUCCUAAGCCUGCUUUUGUUCCUUCCGAAUUAUCAGCUCUAGACCAUGGCACUAGAAGUCCAGCAGCUGCGCCAACUAUGUCGCUUGAUGGUAGAUCCUAACGGUCUACUCCAAAUGCAUUUCUAGGUAAAUGCAAAUUCAGAGCAAGUAGUAUUGAAUAUUUUGCCAUAAUCUUGUAUUGUUGAUUUGGUAGAUGACCCACUGAGUUUUCAUCAUGUAAAAUAUAUCAGAUUCCUUGGGCAUUUGGUUGAUUUGUAUGAUGUGAUAAAAAUCACCUUAGCAA